Pestalotiopsis fici W106-1 is the source of this 642-nucleotide messenger RNA. RefSeq lists its product as uncharacterized. The transcript has a single exon. NCBI's taxonomy places the organism in Eukaryota, Fungi, Ascomycota, Sordariomycetes, Amphisphaeriales, Sporocadaceae. The record is from RefSeq and is a predicted model, not a curated record. The coding region runs from base 1 to 642 and encodes 213 amino acids.
AUGACCGAAAAUCACAAUACCAACUGCUCGAAGCCUCCAAGCAAAGUAAUGGCAGCAGUGCUCGAAGGAACCCUGCCAUUGAAAUAUGUGACGAAUUCAGCAGAAGAUGGAGCCCUAAACAAAGCGGCGUCGAUAGAGCUCAAGCGAUUCUUAAAGAGGGCGCCGCCAAUGCAUAAUAGUCGAGCUUUUAUCGAAGAAAAUCUUGCCCAAUUUUCUCUUUCAAAUUCUACUCUAGGCCCAGAAAUUAGCGUAAAAAAAGAGAACAAAAAGUUUGGCAUUACAGCUGUCGUGGAACUUGGUAGAGGGCACUUACCCAUGGCUGGGGAACACAAGUCGAACAUUCCACCUCAUCCACCACAAGCCGAAGCACACCAUGCAGUCCAAGAGCCGACACCUGCGCUGCCAGUCGCACUAGAAGCAAUGCCACCAGAAUCUUUAUUCGGAGUGCUGCCUACCACCGCUCCCGACGACGUUGAUGAUACUUCGGGCUCGGCCUCUCCUGCGAGUUCGUCCUCAUCGGGCGAAUCUGGGACUUGGCCAGAUGAGGCUUACCAAAAUUCAAGUUCAGGGCCAUUCAAUGGACAUAUGGGACCUGCAAAUGGUGAGUGCAUUCCGACUUUUAACUCUGCCGAUCUUUCUUAA